AUGCAAGCAUUCUUAAAUGAUAAAACUCAAGAAAAUGCAACUGGUGCUGAACCACAAGUAAUUAUUACUGAUAUGGACCCUGUGAUGGAUGCAACAUGUAAAAUUGUAUAUCCAAAUACAUAUCAUGUAUACUGCAUUUGGCAUUUGUCUCAGAAUUUGCCAAAAAAUCUUAAGUCAAAACUUGGUAAUAUAAAAUAUAAGGAGUUUAUCUGUGAGUUUUGGCAAGCUCAGAAUUCAUUAAGUGUUGACAUUUUUGAGCAACGAUUUCAAUUGAUAUUGGAAAAAUAUCCUAAUGCAUCUGACUAUCUGCAAAAUCCUAUUUACUCAACUCGACAAUUGUGGGCUUGUUCAUUUAUUAACAGAAUAUUCACCACUGGAAUGCAAUUGACGCAAUACAUUGAAUCAAUUAAUGCACUUGUUCAUAAAGAAGUUUCAUCUAGUUCAAGUAUGACUAAUGUUGCUGAAGCUAUUAAUUCCCAGAUGCAAAAGGAAGACUUAAACAUGUGUUUUAUAUCAUGA
Messenger RNA from Racocetra fulgida, 519 nucleotides. Lineage: Eukaryota; Fungi; Glomeromycota; Glomeromycetes; Diversisporales; Gigasporaceae. The record is from the annotation of a GenBank genome assembly.